AUGUUUUUUCAUGUGAUCUUGUUUUCUCUUGGCCUUUCGGCAAAAGGGCAGAAGCCACUAUGCCAUGUUAUUGAGAGCCCAGAGAAUCCCCUGCUGUCUAAGGAUGGAGAUAUGAUCAUCGGAGGAGCUUUUUCAAUACACAGUGGUGUAACGAUGCCGUCAAUGUCAUUUACUGAAAAACCUAAAUCUCUGAUAUGCUCUAGAUUUAACCUCAGAGAACUGCGCUUUGCUCAGGCCAUGGUUUUUGUCAUUGAGGAAAUCAACAGAAGCAGCAGCCUGCUCCCAAAUAUCUCAGUUGGUUACAGGAUUUAUGACAAUUGUGGCUCAAGGUUCUUGUCUAUGAAGGCAGCCAUGGCUUUGAUGAAUGGUCAGGAAUUAACGGCACUAGAAGGCUGCUCUGGACAAGCAGGAGUGCAAGCCAUUAUAGGGGAGUCUGAGUCUUCUCCGACUAUAGUACUAUCCAAAACUACAGGGCCUUUCAAGAUCCCAGUGAUAAGUCAUUCUUCCACUUGCGAAUGUUUGAGCAGCAGGACGGAGUACCCAUCUUUCUUCCGGACUAUAGCUAGUGAUUACUACCAGAGCCGAGCACUGGCACAGUUGGUCAAACACUUUGGCUGGUCUUGGGUAGGAGCUGUGAACAGUGAUAGCGACUAUGGCAACAAUGGAAUGGCCAUUUUUCUGGAAGCAGCCAAAGAGGAGGGGAUAUGUGUGGAGUACUCUGAGAAGUUUGACCGAUCAGAGCCAGCCAAGCUCAUGAAAGUGGUUGACACCAUCAAAAAAGGCACUGCAAAAGUGGUUAUCAUAUUUGUCGCCCAUAUUGAGAUGAACAUUUUAAUAGAGCAGCUCAUACUGAAGAAUGUCACAGGCUUCCAGAUGAUUGGCGUUGAGGGAUGGAUAACUGCCGUCAAUCUAAUAACUCCAACAAGUUACAGCAUACUGGGUGGAUCCCUUGGAUUUGAUGUGGGAAAAUCCAACAUUAUCGGCUUUUCUGACUACGUUGUAAAAGAGUUUUGGGAAACGGCUUUGCCUUGCUUGGUUACAACAGGAAACGUUUCUCAAGCUGAAAACAACUGCAGCAGAUAUCAGGAUCUGUUUCCAUUUAAAAACUACAAUGACGAUAUCUCCGAAUUGAGAUAUGCGAAUAACAUUUACAAUGGUGUUUAUGCUGUGGCACAUUCCCUACACAGCCUACUCAAAUGCAUGGAAAAGCAGGGUUGUGAGAAAGAUCAGACAAUCCAACCAUGGCAGGUUGUUGAAUCUCUGAAAAAGGUCAAUUUUACCACAAAAACAGGGGAACAGGUGUGGUUUGAUAGCACCGGUGCAACAGCUGCAAAGUACGAUGUGAUAAACUGGCAGCGUGGGGCUGAUGGAGAAGUGCUGUUUAAGCAAGUGGGUUACUAUGAUGCCUCUCUUCCUCCUGGACAGCAGUUUGUCAUAACUGAUAAAAAUAUCAUUUGGGGUGGAGGAAAAGUUGAGAAGCCAAGAUCUAUCUGCAGUGAGAGCUGCCCUCCAGGCACCAGGAAGGCUGCACAGAAAGGAAAGCCAGUCUGCUGCUAUGACUGUAUACCAUGCGCAGAAGGAGAGAUCAGUAAUAUGACAGAUUCAAAUAACUGUGAGCCGUGUCCAGGAGAAUACUGGUCUAAUGCCCAAAGAGACAAAUGUGUAUCAAAGGUCGUAGAAUUUCUUUCAUUCACAGAAGUUAUGGGAGUAAUACUGGUUUUCUUUUCUUUGUUUGGAACAGGACUAACAAUGUUAGUGGGAAUUUUGUUUCUAAUUAAGAAGGACACUCCAAUAGUCAGAGCAAACAACUCAGAGCUGAGCUUCCUGCUACUCUUUUCAUUGGCUUUGUGCUUCCUCUGUUCGCUUACUUUCAUUGGUCAGCCCUCUGAGUGGUCCUGUAUGCUGCGUCACACAGCAUUUGGGAUCACCUUCGUCCUCUGCAUCUCCUGUGUUCUGGGGAAAACAAUAGUGGUGUUAAUGGCCUUCAGAGCUACACUUCCAGGCAGUAAUGUCAUGAAAUGGUUUGGGCCUCCACAGCAGAGACUCAGUGUUCUUGCCUUCACUCUCAUACAGGUCCUAAUUUGUGUGCUUUGGUUAACAAUAUCACCUCCUUUCCCCUACAACAAUAUGCACUACUACAAGGAUAAGAUCAUAUUAGAAUGUCAGUUAGGUUCAGCUGUAGGUUUCUGGGCUGUACUGGCUUAUAUAGGAGUCUUGGCUACUUUGUGUUUUGUUUUGGCUUUUCUGGCCAGAAAAUUGCCUGACAAUUUUAACGAAGCCAAGUUCAUCACAUUCAGCAUACUGAUCUUUUGUGCAGUUUGGAUCACCUUCAUCCCAGCUUAUGUCAGCUCUCCUGGAAAGUUCACUGUAGCUGUUGAAAUAUUUGCUAUUUUAGCUUCAAGUUUUGGUUUAUUAUUCUGUAUAUUUACACCUAAGUGUUAUGUCAUUCUGUUUAAGCCUGAACUAAAUACAAAGAAACAUGUUAUGGGGAAAAUGGCAUCAAAAUCACUUUGA
Colossoma macropomum (tambaqui) is the source of this 2514-nucleotide messenger RNA. Its product is annotated as extracellular calcium-sensing receptor-like. Bases 1 to 2514 code for a protein of 837 amino acids. Gene Ontology annotation, biological process: G protein-coupled receptor signaling pathway. Gene Ontology annotation, molecular function: G protein-coupled receptor activity. The transcript has 6 exons. The record is from RefSeq and is a predicted model, not a curated record. Gene Ontology annotation, cellular component: membrane. Lineage: Eukaryota; Metazoa; Chordata; Actinopteri; Characiformes; Serrasalmidae.